CGUGUACAUCUCGACCCGGUGGACCGACUGAACGAAGACAGAGACCUAGCCCACCAGAUUGCCUUGCUCCUUGACAACGCAAUCUCACAACCAUCAUCAAAAUGCCUCUACCUAAUCCCUGGAAGAUGCCCUCCACGCCCUCGUCACCCCCAUCACUCCGCCGCAAAACCUCUCUACGCCACCGUAACAAAGCCCGCCUAGGCUUCCUCGUUCUUAUCGCCGUCCUCACCGUCUACGCCUUCAACGAGCUCCGUUGUAUGCACUACGGCUGCCUCUCGCGCGUCGGUUUCUAUGGUGCGGGUGUGGAUAGAGCGGGCGGCGCGACACUACCAGAGGAUUGGAAGUAUCGGCUUGGAGAGCAGCUGAAAAUGAACAUGCAGGCGCAGGCGCAGGUGGAGUCUCACCCGCCACAUGAACAUAACAAAGAGGAUAUCGACAAGCAGAAGGAGGAAGAUGAGGAAAAGGAAAAUGGCGCACUCAUCGAGCCCCUAACCGUCACGCCCACUAUCGACCCAGGCGUCCUCCACGCCGGGGACAGCGACCGCUGGAUCGAUGCGCCGCCCGGGCCAGUGGCUCCGGAGAAAGACGUCAAAGAGCAGAUGCAGGCGGACAAGCAGACGUACGUCGAUGUGCAGGGCAUCGACGCGCCGCCCGCGAGGCUCAACAAGCCGCCCGCAGAAGCGAGCGAGCAUCUAGCAGCACCGUCGCCGGGCGUGCAAGUCUCAGCGGAGGAUUUGAGGGUAGCUGGUAAGGCAGACACAGGUGCGGGUAAGGAUGCUGCGAAGAAAGAAGACGUACCCGAGCCUCCAAAGCUCGACAAGACCAAGGAGAAAGUCGACUCCGUGAUCGCGCAGAAGACAGUGCCGAAAGCAUCAUCGCCAGCGUCUCAGCCUGCACCCUCCUCUCCGCCAGCGUCAAAGGCAGAAGAAACACUCGAGGAUAUCAAAGCCCAUGCCAAGCUGCAGUCGCACUCGCAGCCACACACCCACGACGCCCUCGGCACCAAUGCCAACACCUUCGGCAGCAUGGAAAUGGGGCAGCUCAUGGGCGGGCGCUAGAUCGCUAUCACAUUGGUUGCUGGACAACCUUUUCCUUUCUUCCUUCGACGUCCGAUUUAGCACUUCCCGCGUCUGUGGAACG
Molecule: messenger RNA, 1140 nt
Organism: Paraphaeosphaeria sporulosa
Lineage: Eukaryota; Fungi; Ascomycota; Dothideomycetes; Pleosporales; Didymosphaeriaceae
Exons: 1
Coding region: 102-1058 (318 amino acids)
Source: RefSeq, a predicted model, not a curated record